GCGGCCACACCCUGAGCCGAGCUGGGUUCCUGUGAGCCAGAAGCCUCGCCCCCCGACGACGUUCCAAAGGCUCUGCGGCUGCCGCCCCACCCAGUCAGGCCUCACCACCCGGAUCACUCCUGGCCAGGGCCAGCCUGCGGUGACUUUUUCGGGACCAUGCUGCUGCGCUGGCUGCGGGCUUUCGUGCUGCCGACCGCCGCCUGCCAGGACGCGGAGCCGCCCACGCGCUACGAGACGCUCUUCCGGGCGCUGGACCGCAAUGGAGACGGCGUGGUGGACAUCCGAGAGCUGCAGCAGGGGCUGCAGAACCUGGGCAUCCCACUGGGCCAGGACGCGGAGGAGAAAAUUUUCACUACUGGUGAUAUCAACAAAGAUGGGAAGCUGGACUUUGAAGAGUUUAUGAAAUACCUGAAAGACCAUGAGAAGAAAAUGAAGUUAGCAUUUAGAAGUUUGGACAAGAAUAAUGAUGGGAAAAUCGAGUCAUCAGAAAUUGUCCAGUCUCUCCAGAUGCUGGGUUUGCAUAUUUCUGAACAGCAAGCAGAGUUGAUUCUUCAGAGCAUCGAUUCUGAUGGAACAAUGACAGUGGACUGGGAUGAAUGGAGGGAUUACUUCUUAUUUAACCCUGCCUCAGACAUCGAGGAAAUUAUCCGUUUCUGGAAACACUCUACUGGCAUUGACAUAGGGGAUAGCUUAACUAUUCCAGAUGAAUUCACAGAAGAUGAGAAAAAAUCAGGACAAUGGUGGCGGCAGCUGCUGGCAGGAGGCGUGGCUGGUGCAGUCUCUAGAACCAGCACGGCACCUUUGGAUCGCCUCAAGGUCAUGAUGCAGGUUCAUGGUUCCAAAUCAAUGAAUAUAUUUGGAGGCUUUCGGCAGAUGGUAAAGGAAGGAGGAAUCCGUUCCCUGUGGAGAGGAAAUGGCACAAAUGUCAUUAAAAUCGCUCCCGAGACAGCUGUUAAGUUCUGGGCUUAUGAACAGUACAAGAAAUUGCUUACAGAGGAAGGACAAAAAUUAGGAACCUUUGAGAGGUUCAUUUCUGGUUCCAUGGCUGGAGCAACUGCACAGACUUUUAUCUAUCCUAUGGAGGUUCUGAAAACCCGGCUAGCUGUAGCCAAAACUGGACAAUAUUCUGGAAUAUAUGGUUGUGCCAAGAAGAUUUUGAAGCAGGAAGGCUUUGGGGCUUUUUACAAAGGCUAUGUUCCUAACUUACUAGGCAUCAUUCCUUAUGCAGGCAUCGAUCUUGCCGUGUACGAGCUUUUGAAGACUUAUUGGCUAGAUAACUUUGCAAAGGACUCUGUCAACCCUGGUGUGGUGGUGCUGCUGGGUUGUGGUGCUCUGUCCAGCACCUGUGGGCAGCUGGCCAGUUACCCCCUGGCUUUGGUGAGGACUCGCAUGCAGGCACAAGCCAUGGUGGAAGGGGCCCCCCAGCUGAGCAUGGUUGGCCUUUUUCAGCGAAUAGUCUCCAAAGAAGGAGUGUCAGGUCUCUAUAGAGGCAUCACCCCAAACUUCAUGAAGGUGCUACCCGCUGUUGGCAUCAGCUAUGUGGUGUAUGAAAACAUGAAGCAGACGCUAGGGGUAGCUCAGAAGUGACACAUCUGAGCCUUCUUUUCCAUGAUGACCGAAGCUGCCAGCGCUCUCCAGUGACUUUUGGGACUGCAGCAAGUCUAUUGCAAAGGGAAGCUGUUCUCCCCCAACGAAAGGGAAGAGAGAGACUCUCAAUUACUUCAAGCAUUUGGGCUCAGUUUUAUAUCUUCAGUAAUGUUCCAAAUCAUAGUUUCAAUAAGAGUUGAAGAAGCCACAAAACUGUAUUUUAUAUUUGCUGAUAAAGAUCCAUCGUGCCUUGCACCCUAAAUCUGAAAAUGUACUUGUUUAGGCUGAGAUCAUUUUGUGUGGUAGACUUAUAAAUCACUACUCUUUCUUCUGAUUGGUUCAGGUUUAGAUUAAUAUUUUGUUUAUACUCAAUUAAAAACAAACCAACAAAAACCCAAAGUGAUCAGAAAGCCUUGGAACUUAAUUUGUUCUAUAUAUUUUGGAUGUCUUUAUAAAUGUAAAAUUCUCCUAGAGGAACAUUAGUAGAAAAAAAAUCACUGUAUUUAAAAUCAGUCUUUCACAGUUUAAUAUCGUCAUCUAUAAGCGGACUAAGAAUGAAUUAUAAUAGCCAAAUUUGAGUAUAGGGGAGCUAUGAGGUACUGUUUACUCCAAUGGACAAUCUUCUGUUUCACUUGCACUUUUGUUUGGUCCCCAGUUUUAGAGACUGAUUUCCAUAUGUUGUUAAAUUAUUGAUAUGAGCUAUUUGGCAAAUCCUAUUUAUUCUGCUGUUGCUUUUAAAAACAUCAGUGAACAAAACUUUUGCUUGUACUGUUUCCCAGAGAGUGUCUUGCUUUUUUUUUUUUUUUUUUAAUCUUUGAAUUAAAUUCUUUUAAUCAGGAAGGCUCCCUGGGACCUUCUUCGAGAUCGGAGACUGCUCUUUUCAUGACUUGAGUAUUAAUUUCAGGUAAAUGACACCCUCAUGGUUGAAGUCCUUUGAAGCUAUGCUUUUCACAUGCACCAAGCUAAGGCACCAGUACCUUUCAUCAAUGGUACAUGCUCACCUUCUGUAUUUGAACGAAAGUCUCAAUCUGUGAACAUAUACAUCCAUUCACACAUUCACUUGCCUCAAGAUUUAGGAAGAUGGGAGGAAACUUGUAAUAUCAACAGCACUUAACAUUUUUUACUCAAGCAGAUUUUGUAGUCAAUUAUAUUUUAUUGGAACUUAGAAAAACCUUAUUUCUUCUAUAAGAAGAUAUUCGAUAGUCUUAGCUGGGCAAUGGUGGCACAUGCCUUCAGUACCAGCACUUGUGAGGAAGAGGCAGGUGGUUCUCUGAAUUCAAGACCAGCCUGGUCUACCGAGUGAGAUCCAGGACAGCCAGGGCUAUAUAGUGAGACCUUGUCUCAAAAAACCACAUAUAUAUUCUUGACAUUUUAAGAUUUAGCUUAUAUACUCAUUUGGUUUCUGGUAAUUUCUGUUAUAAGUACUUUCUUAAAAUCUAGUGAAAUAGGAACCAUUGACUUUUAGCCUACCUCUUUUAUUUUUUGAACCAAAGAGAAAAGAUGGAAAGUUUAUGUUUAUGAAACGUAUUCUAAAAUAUAGUUUGGUUUGUAUUACUAAUACCUGCUCUUGUCUCAGUAUUUUUAUACUAUAUAUGGAAAGGAAGGGACUCUCCUUUGCCUUCAGGGUUAUUGUACUUUUGAGUAAUACAUAGAACAUAGAAUGACAAUAUUAAGGUACAGGAUCCAUUCCUUUUUUACUCAUAACAAUUAUGGAAAUGAAUAAUUCUGUUAAUGUUUUUGGAAUUUCAAGCUAUGAAAAUAUUCAUAGUUAAUUAUGAAAUUAAAGUGCCCUCCCCACAUUGAACAUGUGUAAAGUAUGACUGAUUUAUGUGUGUACCUUGUAUCUUUGGGGAGAAAAAAGUCUCUCAUUGAAGGCAGCUUAUUUCUGACAAUGCUACACAGUUACUGCUCAUGUGUAUUAAAGACAUAUGUAUGUUUUUAAAAUGA
Phodopus roborovskii (desert hamster) is the source of this 3534-nucleotide messenger RNA. It is a transcript of the gene Slc25a24, whose product is annotated as solute carrier family 25 member 24. The coding region runs from base 157 to 1587 and encodes 476 amino acids. The record is from RefSeq and is a predicted model, not a curated record. Gene Ontology annotation, molecular function: calcium ion binding; ATP transmembrane transporter activity. Gene Ontology annotation, cellular component: mitochondrial inner membrane. Gene Ontology annotation, biological process: transmembrane transport. Lineage: Eukaryota; Metazoa; Chordata; Mammalia; Rodentia; Cricetidae. The transcript is spliced from 10 exons.